This is a messenger RNA of Telopea speciosissima, 2756 nucleotides long. Its product is annotated as pyrophosphate-energized vacuolar membrane proton pump-like. Gene Ontology annotation, molecular function: inorganic diphosphate phosphatase activity; diphosphate hydrolysis-driven proton transmembrane transporter activity. Gene Ontology annotation, biological process: proton transmembrane transport. The record is from RefSeq and is a predicted model, not a curated record. The transcript has 8 exons. Gene Ontology annotation, cellular component: membrane. The coding region runs from base 92 to 2383 and encodes 763 amino acids. Lineage: Eukaryota; Viridiplantae; Streptophyta; Magnoliopsida; Proteales; Proteaceae.
UUCUUAGUUUUCUUGUAGCCUUCCGUUCUUCUUUCUCGUCGGCAGGUUUCUGACCGGAAAUUGCCGUUUAUUGGUGGCAUUUAGGUGUAUAAUGGCGAUUAUCUCAGAUCUCACGACGGAGAUUUUGAUCCCGGUGUGUGCGGUCAUCGGGCUUGUGUUUUCUGUGGUUCAAUGGUUUCUCGUCUCUCUUGUAAAGGUCUCCCCUGACACACAGGGUUCUUCGAAAAACAGCAAGAAUGGUUACAAUGAUUACCUUAUCGAAGAAGAGGAAGGUCUCAACGAUCACAACGUUGUCCUUAAAUGCGCUGAAAUACAAACUGCCAUAUCUGAAGGAGCAACUUCUUUCCUUUUCACUGAAUAUCAGUACGUUGGGGUGUUCAUGAUUGCCUUUGCAAUUCUUAUCUUCCUCUUCCUUGGCUCGGUGGAAGGAUUCAGUACCCAAAGCCAGCCUUGCACUUACAACAUUGAAAAGCUCUGCAAACCUGCUCUUGCCACUGCCAUUUUCAGUACUGUAGCCUUCAUCCUUGGUGCUAUCACCUCAGUGGUGUCUGGCUUCCUUGGAAUGAAAAUUGCUACCUAUGCAAAUGCUAGAACAACCCUAGAAGCAAGGAAGGGUGUUGGGAAGGCUUUCAUUGUUGCUUUCAGAUCAGGUGCAGUCAUGGGUUUCCUCCUCACUGCCAGUGGUCUUUUGGUACUUUACAUUACAAUCAACCUCUUCAAGCUGUACUAUGGUGAUGACUGGGAAGGGCUUUUUGAGGCUAUAACGGGCUAUGGUCUUGGUGGAUCUUCCAUGGCCCUUUUUGGUAGAGUUGGCGGAGGUAUCUACACAAAGGCAGCUGAUGUUGGUGCUGAUCUUGUUGGCAAAGUAGAGAGGAACAUUCCCGAGGAUGACCCGAGAAACCCAGCUGUCAUCGCUGACAAUGUUGGUGAUAAUGUUGGGGAUAUUGCUGGAAUGGGAUCUGAUCUUUUUGGCUCAUAUGCUGAGUCUUCCUGCGCUGCACUUGUUGUUGCUUCUAUAUCCUCGUUUGGGAUCAACCAUGACUUUACCGCAAUGUGUUAUCCAUUGCUUGUUAGCUCUAUUGGUAUUCUUGUGUGCUUGAUCACCACUCUCUUUGCGACUGAUUUCUUUGAAAUCAAAGCUGUCAAGGAAAUUGAACCUGCAUUGAAGAAGCAACUUAUUAUUUCAACUGUUCUGAUGACUAUUGGAGUUGCACUCAUUACUUGGCUUGCACUCCCAUCAUCCUUCACAAUCUUCAAUUUUGGAACUCAAAAGGAUGUGAAGAACUGGCAUAUAUUCCUUUGCGUUGCUGCUGGUCUAUGGGCUGGACUCGCUAUUGGUUUCGUAACUGAGUAUUACACCAGCAAUGCAUACAGCCCCGUGCAAGAUGUGGCGGAUGCCUGCAAAACUGGGGCUGCUACUAAUGUCAUUUUUGGGCUUGCUUUGGGAUACAAAUCUGUCAUCAUUCCCAUUUUUGCCAUUGCAGUCUGUAUAUUUGUAGGUUUCAGCUUUGCUGCCAUGUAUGGUGUAGCAGUCGCUGCUCUAGGAAUGCUGGGCACCAUUGCUACUGGAUUGGCCAUUGAUGCUUAUGGUCCCAUCAGUGACAAUGCUGGAGGCAUUGCUGAGAUGGCCGGCAUGAGUCACAGGAUCAGGGAGAGAACUGAUGCUCUUGAUGCUGCAGGGAACACCACUGCUGCUAUAGGGAAGGGCUUUGCUAUUGGGUCAGCUGCCCUUGUGUCACUCGCACUCUUUGGUGCCUUCGUUAGCCGUGCAGCUAUUUCAACCGUAGAUGUGCUCUCCCCAAAGGUCUUCAUUGGCUUGAUUGUUGGAGCAAUGCUUCCAUAUUGGUUCUCAGCCAUGACCAUGAAGAGUGUUGGAAAAGCAGCUUUGAAGAUGGUUGAGGAGGUGCGCAGACAGUUCAAUACCAUUCCAGGUCUGAUGGAGGGCACUGCUAAGCCUGAUUACGCCACUUGCGUGAAGAUCUCCACAGAUGCCUCUAUCAAGGAAAUGAUCCCACCCGGUGCCUUGGUCAUGUUGACACCCCUCAUUGUUGGCACAAUCUUCGGUGUGGAGACUCUGUCAGGUGUCUUGGCUGGUUCUCUUGUUUCUGGUGUGCAGAUUGCGAUCUCUGCAUCCAACACUGGAGGUGCAUGGGAUAAUGCCAAGAAAUACAUUGAGGCUGGUGCUUCAGAGCACGCAAGGAGCCUUGGUCCCAAGGGAUCAGAUGCACACAAGGCAGCUGUUAUCGGUGACACCAUUGGGGAUCCACUAAAGGACACAUCUGGCCCAUCACUUAACAUCCUCAUCAAGCUCAUGGCUGUGGAGUCACUUGUGUUUGCUCCAUUCUUCGCCACACACGGUGGCCUCAUCUUCAAGUUAUUUUAAGGGAUGACAUGGGUAACAACCGAAUAGGUGGCUCGAGAUCACCGCCUAUUUAUCUGUUGAGUUCCACCUCUAUUUUUCAUUUCCCUCCACUUGCUCCGCAGAACCUUCCCUGUCUUGUUCUCUUCCAAGGAGGAACUUAUAUUCUGAUUUCUGUAAUUGGUAGUGGGUAUAUUAUUCUUAAAACACAAUACCAUCUAAGCAUUGAGUCUGGGGGACGUGUUCCCCUGUUUUUGAGUGAUGAUGAUGAUGAUGAUGAUGAUGGUCUUUCUUCUAAAUGCAGAGUAGUGCAGUUGACUUACUUUUCCUUGGAUUAUCAGGUGCCCAAAUUCCUAUGUAACCUCUUAAGUUGUGAAAAUAGAUGACAUUGUGGAAA